Quercus lobata is the source of this 1466-nucleotide messenger RNA. RefSeq names its product Undecaprenyl pyrophosphate synthetase family protein (gene CPT4). The transcript is spliced from 3 exons. The record is from RefSeq and is a predicted model, not a curated record. Gene Ontology annotation, cellular component: chloroplast stroma. NCBI's taxonomy places the organism in Eukaryota, Viridiplantae, Streptophyta, Magnoliopsida, Fagales, Fagaceae. Gene Ontology annotation, molecular function: ditrans,polycis-polyprenyl diphosphate synthase [(2E,6E)-farnesyl diphosphate specific] activity. Gene Ontology annotation, biological process: polyprenol biosynthetic process; plastid membrane organization; response to cold. The coding region runs from base 264 to 1220 and encodes 318 amino acids.
GAUUUGUCAAAUACUAUAGGCCACACCCUACCUCAAGGCCUCUAGCCACCGUUCAAAGUAUGGACCAAAAUGAAUGAAAUACUGUUAGCAUUGCAAUUGGCAUUGAUGUGUGCUACGGAAAAAGUCUGUUACACUGUUCAAUAUUUCAAGUCGUGAAUUUAUGAGUUCAUGAAAAAAACAGAGUGAGACGUAUAAGCACAGCACAACGUUCCAAACUGCGCGCGGAAAAGUACAGCUCAAACCAAAAAACAACAACAAUAAUAAUGAUAUGCUUACGGUCCCUUCCUCUUGUUCCUCACGAACUCAAAUCCCCACUCUCAUUCAGAACCAGAGCACAACAACAACACUCACACCCCUUCUCUCAAUCUCUCCGCUCUCACACCGUACCCCACAAAACUCUCACUGGAGGAGGCACAGCAACAACUACUGUAGCCAACGUAGCUCUCAGUGAACAUAAUGACCUCAACGCUGCGGAGGAAGAGGAGCCAUUGCCGUCUGAGCUGAGUGAAGAGCUGAUGCCGAAUCAUGUGGCGCUGAUUAUGGAUGGGAAUGGUAGGUGGGCUAAGCAGAGAGGCUUACCUGUCUCGGCGGGCCACCAGGCAGGUGCACGGUCACUGAGAGAGCUCGUUGAGAUUUGUUGUAAAUGGGGGGUUAGAGUUCUCACCGUUUUCGCCUUCUCUUAUGAUAACUGGAUUCGCCCCAAGGUGGAGGUUGAAUUCUUGAUGAAUUUGUUUGAAAGAGAAAUAAAGUCACAAAUGCAGAAGUUUGUGAGUGAAGGUAUUCGAAUAAGCGUGAUUGGGGAUUCAUCAAAGCUUCCAGAGUCUCUACAGAAAUUGAUAAGUGAUGCAGAAGAGGCAACAAAAGACAGUUCUAGAUUCCAACUCAUUGUGGCAGUUAGUUACAGUGGGAAAUAUGACAUUGUACAAGCAUGCAAAAGUCUUGCUUGCAAAGUCAAAGAUGGCGUCGUUCAACUAGAAGACAUCAGUGAAAGCUUGGUUGAACAGGAAUUAGAAACCAACUGUACCGAGUAUCCCUAUCCUGAUCUACUAAUACGAACCAGUGGUGAACUAAGAGUCAGCAACUUCUUGUUAUGGCAGUUGGCCUACACUGAAUUUUUCUUUGUAAAAGAACUCUGGCCUGAUUUUGGGAAAGCUGAGUUUGUAGAGGCUUUAAUUUCAUUUCAGCAAAGACAGAGACGCUAUGGUGCACGUAUUACAUAAGAAAUAGCCAAUUACAUAGAUCUUAGCUUCUGUAUCAUCAUGCAGAGAAUUUGAACCAUGCAAUAAAGGUUUCUCAUGAUAAUUUCACGAUCCAGCAUUGAAGUAUAAGAAUCAUGUAUAGCUAGUUCAACUUGCACCUAAUCAACAUCAAGGUGCUGGAUGUACAUAUAAUAAACAAACUUAGGUCACUUUGUGUCAGAAAGAUUUCUAUAUCUCUUCUUAGCUAAACAUGGGCCAUGGGGUAAU